UUUUAAAACAAAAUUAUUAAUUCAAAAAUGUAACGAAUACAUUUUAGAUCUGGUCCAUGUUAUGAAUGUUUCAUGAGCAAUGGGCACGGGCUUCAGUGCCCAGGACAUCAUAAGGUGUCAUCUCUGCGAUAAAGAAUCUCCAACGCUAUACUGCGAACUCUGUCACGUACACCUAUGUACGGUCUGCGCCGGGAAACACCUCUUGGAUGAAUCCAAAGAACAUAGGGUGGUGUCGAUCAAGAACAGAAGUUCUGAUCCUAUUUGUCCGAAAUGUCCGACACAUACCUCAAAACUUUGUGAGCUCCACUGUGAACAAUGUGACGUUCAUAUUUGUGUACUCUGUGUUUCAUCUAAAACACAUAAUGGUCAUGAUGUCGUAGAAAUUUUGGAUUUUUUCAAAGGCAAGAAAGAAGUUGUAAAAAAGGAUUUACAAGAACUAAAAAAGUCAAUUAAUCCCAGGUAUAAAAAGAUAGCAUCAAAAAUCCCAGUUCAAAAAUCGGAAUUGAUUAAAAACUCCCAGAAAUUAACAACAAUUAUUGAUAAACGUGGUGAAGACAUACACAGAAAAAUAGACACCAUUAUCAACAAAAUGAAAUCUGAAAUUGGUGAAAUGGAAGUGAAGUACCUGAAUGCCCUUCAAAAACAGGGAGAUGAAAUUGCACAAAAUAUUUCAGAAAUCACACAGAGCAUUCAUGAACUGCAAAAAUUAAUGCGCUCCAAUGAUGUAUGUCUUGUCUCUGAUUAUAAAUCCAGGAAUUCUGAAUUCAGAAAACUGCCCCCUUUACUAAAUAUUUCUUUACCAACUUUCUCGGGAACUAAAAUUGACACGGAUAUACUCUACGAACAAAUCGGUUCUCUUUCAGUUCCUUCAAUGACAACACAAGAACAUGUGUAUAUAGAGUCUUUGGGCUUCUCUAGCAGAGAAUUACUGGACGUACCCCGAAUCGUUAAAACUGUAGACACAGGGCUUACAUUUUUAUCCAGUGUAGCCUGUCUGAGUGAUGAGCGAAUAUGGACCAUCGGCCAAAGCACCGCGAUGAAACUCCACAACCUGCAGGGACAACUUCUAAAGUCAAUCAAAACCAAGUCAGGAAACGCACCGGAAGACAUAGCAGUUACAAAGAGGGGAAACUUAGUUUACACUGACCCCAAAGAUAAAUCAUUGAAUAUAGUAAAUAGUGCGAUACAAACUGUGAUCAAACUAAUAGAAUGGAUCCCUCUAAAAGUCUGCAGCACUUCCUCUGGUGACUUUUUGGUUCUUAUGCUCAAAAUGGAUAACACACAAACAAAAGUUGUACGAUACGAUGGUCCCAAAGAGAAACAAAGCAUUCAGUUCAAUGAAAGAGAACAGCCUCUCUUUUCAUCCAAUCCUCCAUUUGCUUACACAAAAUACAUCACUGAAAACAGAAACAAAGAUAUAUGUGUAACUGACAAUGGGGCCUCUGCAGCAGUAGUCGUUAAUAGGGCCGGAAAACUCAGAUUUACUUACACAGGGGUUUCUAACAAAUUAUUUGAUCCAGUCGGCAUCACGUCAGACAGCCAGGGUCGGAUCUUGAUAUCAGACUGGUACAAUUGCAUUGUUCACAUCAUAGAUAAAGACGGACUGUUUCUCCGCUACAUUGACAACUGCAAUUUACGCUAUCCAUGCGGAAUAUGUGUAGACUCUAGAGACAACCUCUUGGUGACUGAAACUGGAACAAGUACCUGUAACGUCAAGAAGAUCCGAUAUUAUAAGUAAACAGUCUCUGCUUCUAUUUAUCAACUAACUAUGCUUAUACAAUUUGAAGCGUAACAUGUGUGUUCAUGAGUGUACAUAUGCAGAUGCCCCUCAACACGCAUGAGAUCAUGAACUUCAAAUACUGUGCUGACUUUGGCAUUUAGUGCAUGUCUUUAUACUUUUCAUAAUUGUGAACUAUUCAGAUUAAUAUAUUAACACUCACAUUCCAUAUUUUAUGAACCUUUUGGUCAGAAUGGGGUUCCGAGACUAUCAAUUAACCUUCAAUUUAAAGGAAAUGGGUUUACACGACCAUAAACAAGUAUAGCUAGCCUGGUGAAAAUAGCAAAUUUCAUAUAAUACGGUUAUCUUGGGAGUAGUAUUCAAAAUCUCUGUCUGUCCGUGGGUCCCAAAGGUUCAGAUAUGGUUCAAAUAUGGAAUCCUAAAUGUAGAUCCUUUCCUGACGAAAAUAACGAAGUUCUUUUCCAUUUCUUCGUGUACGGUUCAAGCUCCCAAAACAACGGCAACAAAUAAAGAUACAUGUACUUAAUAAGAUUAGUUCAUCCCAAUCUGAAGAAAAGCUGCAAAGAAUAAGCAUCAUUCAUCUAGUACAGCACAGAGACAAAAGUGGCUGGCGUGAAUUUUAUUUGAAAUUCACAUUAAUUUCAAUAAAGAAUAAGUAAAUAAUUGUCAACAUUUAAAUGACAAAACAAAAUGUUAAUGUCUGAUAGCUUUAUUUUUUAGUAGUUUACUUUUUACAUGGAGAGAGAGAGAGAGAGAGAGAGAGAGAGAGAGAGCACACUCAAAAUCCUUGACUUAUGGGGACUCAAUCUCUGAAACAUAUUUAGCACCCACGUUAUAAGGAAUAUUACAUUUUAUGGGGCAUGCCGUCUAUCCUAAUAAUUCUACCACUUGCAUUUUUUGAAAGAGCAUGCACAAAUAAUGUAGAUAAACAAAAAAAACCAAACAUUUUUUUCCCUAAUAUGCCCUACUAGAUUAUCUCACUGCGAAUUGUUGCGUUUUCCACAAAACAAAUACCCCCGGAAUCUUUUUCUUCUUUUUGGAACACCUCUGGUUGAUUCAUAUGAUAAAUUUGGCAGGAAGAAAUAAUAUUCGACGCGUGCCUGUUACAUUGACGGUUGCAGCUGAAGAAGUUAUUUGUGGGCCUAAAAGUAUGUAUAGAUAGUUUUUUUUGCUCUAUUUAAACAAUUUCCUGUCUUUGAUUAGCUGACAUUUGCAGCAUUAUAGGCAACAUGUAAACUUUUGAAGCUGCAAUGGUUCUGACAGGUUAUCGGUAAUGACGGUAACAUUAAAUUGUAUGUAUUAUCAUUAGGAGAGGAACAUGUAAGUUGUAAGAACUUGUUUCUAAUCAUCUAGUGUAAUUUACACAAUAAAGUAUGCUAUAAUCAGGUUUUUUUCUUUCACAAAAUCAGGUAAUUAAUAUAUGAAACAAAGCACCCCGUUUCGGCGAUUUAGAACCAUUUCAACAAGACCUUGCACUUUAAGAAGUUGUGUCAAACAGCGAUCUCACGUAGGGCUGUCUAUUUCGAUUCAUUGCUGACCACUUUGAAAUCAAGAGGAUUUGUUUGACUUUUGAGCUAAG
Messenger RNA from Magallana angulata, 3317 nucleotides. RefSeq lists its product as uncharacterized. Lineage: Eukaryota; Metazoa; Mollusca; Bivalvia; Ostreida; Ostreidae. Gene Ontology annotation, molecular function: protein binding; zinc ion binding. The record is from RefSeq and is a predicted model, not a curated record. The coding region runs from base 80 to 1738 and encodes 552 amino acids. The transcript has a single exon.